Saccoglossus kowalevskii is the source of this 945-nucleotide messenger RNA. RefSeq lists its product as uncharacterized. NCBI's taxonomy places the organism in Eukaryota, Metazoa, Hemichordata, Enteropneusta, Harrimaniidae. The record is from RefSeq and is a predicted model, not a curated record. Gene Ontology annotation, biological process: proteolysis. Gene Ontology annotation, molecular function: cysteine-type peptidase activity.
UUUGCAAAGUGUAUUACUACUGGACAAGCCAUGGAUUCAAUGACAUUUGACAGCAGCAACAUCAUGAGAAUGAAGAUUGCACUUCAACUUUUAGAGUUUUAUGAAAAUAUGAAACAAAAGGAGAUACUGAUUGACAAUGAUACAAGCAGUGAUGAGGAUCUUCCACAAGUAUUUCCAGAAUCAAACAGACAAGAAGUUACAAAGAAAAGAAAAAUAAAUCACACAUUGGACUCAAUACUUGAAGAACACCGAAUGUGUAAGAGGUCUGCGUCAACUACAAAAUGUAUCACACAUUGUAGGAAGAAAAAGGAAACCACUGAAAAACACUAUGAAAAGGUGAACAAGACAUUGAAUGUGAAAAUGGAAGAAACAGAAGAAAGUUACCCAAUGUGCUUAAAAGAAAAUCUGAUUGAAGAAUGGGACAUGAAUCAGAUUGGAUUUCACAAGAUUGACGCAAUCAAUGAGUGCAUUAAUGUUAUGAAGGAAGUAGUCCUAGACAAUCCAAAUAUACAUGAUAACCCAUCAUCAAGGACUACACCACUCCAGGCUCUAUGGCACCACCAAUUCCCAUGUAAAUAUUUUACUCAACCAAACAUAAAAGAUUGCAAAAAGGACAAGAAUGUAGAGAGCCAGUAUGAAACUGUACUUCGAAGAAUACCAGAUGAGAUACAGAACUUCGUUCUGAAAAAGGUCAUGGAUUCAUUUACAUCACGCAAAAAACCACAACAAGUUUGCCAAGCAUGGGAAACUGAAUACCAGAUACCAAAUACAAUUGAGAUUAUUAGCAAGUCAUUAAUGGAGAAGCAACAUGUUAGAAAAGAAUAUUAUUUCCAAGUUAUUCAGAAAACUUGUUUUGUAUUAUUGGGCAUGAAAUUGAGAAGCAAGAUGAAGAUGACAACAGUGGAUGGUACUGAACAGGAAGAGUUUAUUGAUGUUGAAAACUAA